AUGACAUUUGGAGAAGUUGGAGAGGAAUGGAAAAAACGUGUGCCAUUUAUUGUCGAGUUUAAUGGUGAGACCAAUGAAGCAAAUUGUAAUUGUCGAUUAUUUGAGUUUAGAGGAAUGGUGUGUCGACAUCAAUUGAUGGUGUUCCAUGAAAGGAGAGUUCAAAAAGUACCAGAGAAGUAUGUCUUGAGAAGAUGGAGAAAAAAUCUGAAAAGGGCCCAUACUAAAAUUCGAAUCAACUACGAUAACUCUUCAUCGACAAUUGAAGCACGCCGGCAUGACAACAUGUGCAAUCUAUUUAAUAAGGUUGCCGAUUUGACGAAAGAUUCUCACGAGAAGUAUGAUAAGGUGAUGGGAUGGCUACGAGAGCUAAAAAGAGAGUUGAUUGAAUGUUCGGAUGAUUGUGGUAGUAAUAAGACUUCCGGUAUUCCAAAUGAUACUUGUCCACUUGGAGAUGGAGUUCUACCUUCCAAAGAGAGCAGGAAGAUCCUUGACCUGGUAGCUCUCCUUCGAAAAGGGAGACCGCCAACAAAAAGAAAGCAAGGUUUUGUUGAAAAGCUUGAGAAUGAGAAGAAUGCAGAUGGCAAUGUGUUUGGGACACAAGAAAGCGUUGCAAAUGUGAAAUUCUUGUUCCAGAACUUGCGUCGGAAACUGUAUUCAUCUGAAACGCUUUUUCGAAAAAAGGAGACUCAAAAGGAUACUACAACAUCAUACUUUUAA
Messenger RNA from Rhododendron vialii, 717 nucleotides. Its product is annotated as protein FAR1-RELATED SEQUENCE 2-like. Bases 1 to 717 code for a protein of 238 amino acids. Gene Ontology annotation, molecular function: zinc ion binding. The record is from RefSeq and is a predicted model, not a curated record. The transcript has 3 exons. NCBI's taxonomy places the organism in Eukaryota, Viridiplantae, Streptophyta, Magnoliopsida, Ericales, Ericaceae.